Molecule: messenger RNA, 1506 nt
Organism: Punctularia strigosozonata HHB-11173 SS5
Lineage: Eukaryota; Fungi; Basidiomycota; Agaricomycetes; Corticiales; Punctulariaceae
Product: cytochrome P450
Exons: 13
Coding region: 1-1506 (501 amino acids)
Molecular function (GO): heme binding; iron ion binding; monooxygenase activity
Source: RefSeq, a predicted model, not a curated record
AUGAUUGUGCAUUUCGACAGUGGUCUUUUACGCCUCUGGAUCGUCGUCUUCUCGUUUGGUGUCUUCGUAGUGGCGCUAAAGUGGGCUAGAACUCAGCGAGCGCAAGCCUUAGCUCUACCUCCAGGACCUAUCGGACACUGGUUGUACGGCUUGAGGCCAAAUCCAGCAGGCUUAUGGCGUCAGUUUGCCGAAUGGACGGAGAUUUAUGGACCCGUGUUCUCCUAUCGUCACGGAAGUCAAGUCGUCGUCGUAGUGGGGCGCUACCAGGCUGCGGUGGAAAUAAUGGAGAAGCAUGGCGCUGUCCUAUCUGACCGCCCACGCACCGUUGCAGCAGGCGAAGUGCUAUCUGGCGGUAUGCGCCCUCUGCUUACCCGUGCAGGUGACAGGCUUCGCAAGAUACGGCGUGCGCUGCACACACACAUGCAGUACGGCACGUCCGCAGCGUACUCGCCGAUCCAGUUUGAAAAUGCGAAGAACCUAGUUUUGGAUAUAAUGCAGCGGCCCGAUGACCAUAUCAACCACGCGCGCAGGUAUGCUGCGUCGGUUGUGAUGACCAUCACGUAUGGCAAGACGACUCCCACAUCCUACUCAGACCCUGAAGUACAGCGCGUGAUACGGUGCCUCUCACGUAUCGGCCAAGCAGUAACACCAGGGCGCUACCUGGUCGACAGCUACCCAGCCCUUCGGUACGUACCCGGAUAUCUGCGCCAAUUGAAGGCAUGGCAUCGCGAGGAAAUGGAACUUUUCUGGGGGCAGGCACAGAAUGUGCGACAGAAGAUGACUCGAGGCGAAGGACAACCGUGUUUCGUCACGUACUUGAUGGAGAACCAGCGAAACUAUCAGCUGUCUGAUAAUGAACUCGCCUAUCUGGCAGGCGGUAUGUUCGGAGCCGGCUCGGACACGACGGCGGCUGCUAUCAGCUUUGUCAUAAUGGCUGCAGCGCUUCAUCCGGAUGCCCAGGCCUGUGUGCAGUCAGAGAUCGAUUCUGUGGUAGGUCCCGACAGGAUCCCGGACUUCAGCGAUGAAGAUUCGCUGCCUCGGUUGAGGGCCUUCAUCAUGGAGGUACUUCGAUGGCGCCCAGUUAGUAUAGGAGGUUUUGCACAUCGGGCGACGGAAGACAUAAUUUGGAAUCGAUACCGUAUACCUGCUGGGGCAACGGUCAUAGGAAAUCACUGGAGCAUCGCGCACGACCCCGACAUGUUCAAAAAUCCGGAUACGUUCGAUCCGCAGCGGUGGUUCACGAACGGAGAGCCGUCAUUGAGCGACGCCAGAAUCUUCACAUUCGGGUUCGGGAGGAGGGUCUGUCCUGGGCAACAUAUUGCUAACAGAUCCGUGUUCAUCACCGCUGCGAUGCUCCUAUGGUCGUUCACUAUCAGCGAGGAUCCAUGCAGGCCUAUCGAUUCGAUGGCGAUGACAGACAGUGCGAACGUGCACCCGCUGCCGUUCUUCGCCAAGUUCCAUCCGAGGCGAGAUAAUCUGCGGGAAUUUGUUCAGACACCGACGUAG